Molecule: messenger RNA, 1212 nt
Organism: Benincasa hispida (wax gourd)
Lineage: Eukaryota; Viridiplantae; Streptophyta; Magnoliopsida; Cucurbitales; Cucurbitaceae
Gene: OSH1
Product: gamma interferon responsive lysosomal thiol (GILT) reductase family protein
Molecular function (GO): oxidoreductase activity, acting on a sulfur group of donors, disulfide as acceptor
Source: RefSeq, a predicted model, not a curated record
UCGUCCGUUUGAAAUCCCAAAAAGUAAAGCAAAAUAUUAGAUAAAAUAGAAAGAAAGAAGGAAAGGGAAUAAAAAAAGAAAAAGAAAAAGAAAAAGAAAAGGCUCAGCUCCACAAGUGAAGUUAAGGCAGACUUUAUAAAAGGAGGAAUUGUUCGGGUCCGGCAUGAUCCGGUAUUGGGUCGAGCCACGAUGGGUCAACUUGGACGGUGGUCCGCCGCCGUGACGGUUCUGUUUGGUGUGUUGCUGUUGUCGUCGCCGCCGCUGUCGUCGUCUGAAAAAGUAACAGUAUCAGUGUAUUAUGAAGCUCUCUGCCCUUUCUGUGCCAACUUCGUGGUUUACCAUUUGGUGAAGCUUUUUGAAAAUGGAUUAAUCUCCGCCGUCAAUCUCCGGAUGAUCCCUUGGGGCAACGCCUGGAUCCAGCCCGACGGUGCCUUCUCUUGUCAGCAUGGACCAGAUGAAUGCAUGUUGAACACCAUUGAGGCUUGCACGAUUUCAAUUUACCCCGAUACAGAAAAACAUUUCAGAUUCAUCCAUUGUGUUGAGGGAUUGACAGUGCAAAACAGACACAAUGAAUGGACAAAAUGUUUUGACAUUGCCAAGUUGAGUGCUAUACCAAUAGAUUGCUACAGAAAUGGGCAUGGGAAAAUGCUUGAACAAAACUAUGCUUCUGAAACUACUCACCUCAACCCGCCUCACCAAUUUGUUCCAUGGGUCAUUGUCAAUGGUCACCCUCUCCAAGAGGACUACCAAAACUUCAUGGCCUACAUUUGCAAAGCUUACGAAGGCAGUGCUGCACCAGAAGCUUGCCAGUCUAUACAGCUCGACGACCACCAAUACGUGGAAAAUGCCAAUGGAGGAAGUCAAGUCUGUUAUGCAACUACAACGAGAAACUCAACAUUUUAAACGUGGGCAAGGAGAGAUCUCAAGAUCAAACCAGCCAGAAUAUUAGAUACUAGAGUCAAUGGAGAAGUUUCUCAUUUGAAAUAAACAAUACUAGAGGAUAACUAUAGAACAUAACUAUUUCAGUUUCAGAAUUAUGAUAAUGAUGCUAAUGUCCGUGUGCUGAUUGUUAAUGUUGCCUUCGCUCAGGCAGUUUAAAAGUUUGAAGGAAAGAAUAGAACCUGAUAUUCUGAACUCUAUCUUAUGAAGCUUAUGGAGAUUGAAUCUGAUAUCAUGAAUGGAAAAUGAUGGCUAGAUCUUGUCCUUCUUGCU